This is a messenger RNA of Dermacentor silvarum, 3975 nucleotides long. Its product is annotated as glycoprotein antigen BM86-like. The record is from RefSeq and is a predicted model, not a curated record. The transcript is spliced from 18 exons. NCBI's taxonomy places the organism in Eukaryota, Metazoa, Arthropoda, Arachnida, Ixodida, Ixodidae. Bases 91 to 2220 code for a protein of 709 amino acids.
AGCGCCGGGUGACAUAUGUCGAUACCUCAGCACCGGCCUGAAGUGCAGCCGUAAAAGGUGCGGCAGCUGCGGUGGUUCGGCGCAGUGAAGAUGCGUAGUCUUAUUUUGUUCGUCGCCGCUAUCUCGCUCAUCGGAGUGUGCGCGAGCAAUGACAUUCCUCAUGUGGCACCACAAGAUCCUCCUGCGCUAGCACUACCAGAUGUAUGCUCAGACUUCGGAAAGAACUUCUGUGGCAGCGCAAAAUGUGAGGUGGUCCCUGGUAAAACGGACGCUUUCGUAUGCAGAUGUGAGCGAAAUGACACGUAUUACGAUGCUGCAGAAAGAACGUGCUUAUUUAAAAGAACGUGUAAAACCACCGAGUGUACCAUUGGCACGUGCAUUGAAAGUGGGCCAAACAAAGCUAGGUGUGGCUGCCCAAAGAUUGACUCUCUAUUGGUUAACUGCCAAAUUCGCGAUUGGUUCGUUCAAGACUGCAAGACAAAGGGUGGCACGGCUGUGCUGCGUGAGAGUUGGUCUUUUGGUGCAAAGUGCGACUGCGGGGAAUGGGCUGUGAUGGACCGCAACAAGAGCAAGUGUGUUCCUACUACAUGCCUGCGUCCUGACUUGACAUGCAAGGACCUCUGCGAGAAAAAGCUGCUUGAGAAGGAUAAUCGCUGCUGUCAAGGAUGGAACUCCACAGACUGCUCAGCGGUUCCUCAAGAUGACACUUAUUGCUCACCUGGUAGCAUCAUGGGGAAGAGCGGAACCUGCGAAGAUGCUUGCACUGCAAAAGAAGCGAAGUUUGUCUGCGUCAAUGGAUGCAGGAAGACAAUGAACUCGACGAGAGCCUACGAAUGCACGUGCGACAAUAACUACGUGGUCGCUGAAGACGGCAUUACUUGCAAAGCUGUGCAGACGACACGCGCUUGCAACGAAGAGCAAAAGAAGACCUGCCUAGUUCCUAACCAGAUAUGCCGCGUGGUGAAAAAUAGGCCAAUCUGUAUAUGCCCAUUAACUCACCAGCGAGCGAACGGCCAAUGCACAAGUCGAUGCACCGAAAAUACAUGUCACGAGGACUUUACGGACUGUGGCGUGUACAUGGGCAAACAAAGCUGCUUCUGUCCAUGGACAAGUAGGAAGCCGCCGGGCGCAGUUUACAUCAAAGAAUGCAUUCUGAGAGAGUAUUACUACACUGUUUCCUUCACGCCUAACAUCUCACUUGACGCUAACAAUUGCAAGUUGUACGAGGGCCGUGUUCUCGAAGCGAUGAAAACGAAUAUCGGAACAGAAGUUUUUAUGGUUGAGAUACUGAACUGCACGGAGAAAAUCAAGGCGAGACUUAUAUCAGCGAAGCCACUUUCGAAGUACUUGCUAAAAAGGCUUCAAACAUGCGAGCAUCCCGAUGGUGACUUGUGCAUGCUGUAUCCGAAGUUACCAAUCAAGAAGGACACUGCAACAGAAAUCGAAGAAGAAAAUCUUUGUAACAGUCUUCUCAAGGUUCAGGAGGAAGCCUACGACGGAGUGAACGAGUGCGUUAAGGACAAGGACAAGGAUUUAUUCUGGUUCAAGUGCGUGGCUGGCUACGAAGCCGUGGGCUACGUCACAGUAGGCCGUGUGCGCCGCUCUAUCUGCGAGCCUCGACUGUCGUGCACCCGGAAAAAAAUGUUGGAAUGUUCCAAGAAGGGACAAAUAUGCGUCUACGAAGACGAAAAAUCAAAGUGCCGGUGUCCGCUGGGUACGGUUGCAGGGCAAGACGGUUGCUCUGAAGUUCCAGAUUCUUGCAAUGAAGAAGAAAAUAAUAAGUGCACGAGCAGUGGGCAGCGUUGUGUCAUGGAAAACCAAAAGGCUGUUUGUAAAGAAGCGUCAAAUACACCAGCAACAAAGGAGGUGGAUCCAGAAGUUCCAGAUGCUUGCAGUGAAGAAGAAAGUAAUAAGUGCACGAGCAGUGGGCAGCGUUGUGUCAUGGAAAACCAAAAGGCUGUUUGUAAAGAAGCGUCAAAUACACCAGCAACAAAGGAGGUGGAUCCAGCUUCGUCUCAAUGCAGUGAAGAAGUCAGAAAGAAGUGCACCAAGAAAGGCGCGGAGUGUGUUACAGUGGAUGGAAAGGCAGUCUGCAAAUGUCCUGAAGGAAAAGUUGAAACGUCGCAAGGUUGUUCAGAUCCUGGACCAUCAAGUGCUGUCACGGUGUCGUCUACAACGCUUUUGUUACUGGCCGCCAUGACUGCAGCUGCCGCUGCAUAGUCGUGAGGAUGAUUACCAGUUUGAGUGUGGAGAAGUGUUAGAAGUACACAGAAGAAGCUUACGCCAAAUACCAAACUGGAUCUUCGGAAGUUAUAAAUUGCGCACAGUUUGUUUGGCACAACAAAUUGUGCACAACGGUUCAGUUGUGAAUAACAGUGAAGCUCAGGUGCAAAUUCUUUCCUUGUUUAAAAAGAUCAAAAACACAAACGUGUUCUUCUGAAGUAUCUGCUCAACCUGAAAUAGAAUUAGUUCUCUUUAAAAAAAAGUGAUGUGACAGAUGAAUGAAACUCUUCUUGUUGACCUCCAAGCGCUUCAUAAAAAAUAUGCCAAGUUAGAAGUACGAAAAACUACAACAGAACUCUAAUAAAACUUUACUAAAAAGCUGUAAGACCAAGUUCACAAAGUCGUAGCAAGAAGGAAUCCCGAAUCUCAAAAGGCACCUGUCAUUCAACUUGAUUUUCACUACUUGUCGUAUUCGACUACAUAACCUAAGCUGAUGGGCAUCAGUUAGGAGGUUUACGUCGGUGGCACAUUAUUAAACGACAAGAUGCUAAAACUACUUACAUAAACACACUGGUAAAUGCUAUAUAUUGAAGCAACAGAAAUUGGAUACAGCCUAACCAAGUUGUGACGAAAAAGCUUAUUCGCUAAACAUACUUCGAUACACCAGGUAAUAUUGUUAUUUCCAAUGCAGGGGGGGGGGAUAAAAAGCAAUCACGAAAUUACUUUAUUGGAAACAAUACUACGCGUAGCCGGCAGUACUUUUAGUCUUUGCCUUCAACACUUUCUAAAUGUCAGCAGGAGUGGCGUUCUCAAUGCUCGAGAUUCUGUAGACCUGCUCCAGUACAUUUCGCUGAAUGUCGGCUUCCAGUACACUUUUGGUAGCUUCUGGCAGUGUUCCGUGCAUUCUUGCGCGUGUGCUUGAGAUUAUAAGAACGACAAAAACAAUACCUCUUCUGAACGCUGUCUUCGCGCAUGCAAAAGGCAUUGCGGCGCUAGCAGUGGACGCCCCCAAUCAGAUGCGGGGAAAGCAGUGCAUGCCGUUCGUUAUGAAUAAUUUAUUUUGCAUCAUUAUCGGUCAGUGAAUUUCACGCUUUCGUUAUUGAAAACGCUUCAUCCAGGUUCGCCUACACAGGUUUGUCAUAUACUGGUAUAGUAUAGUUAUGGACGAAUAUAGGUACUUAUCCAGGCGAAUGUAACAAUAAUGAGGCCUUGCUAAUAUUAUGAACGUAGCAACUUCCUCACAUCACGCAUUUAUUAGGAAAAAUAGCUUUUUUCUUGCAGGCUAUGACCAUUAUAUGAUUCAGAUCACUGGGUGGCACCGGAAAGAAAUGUUGAGCAGGUACCUAUGCUUCUAAACAUCGAUGAACAAAAAAAUGUUUUUUAUGCACCCCAUUUUAAAGAAUGUAUAAAACCCUUUCUCUUACAUUCUCAAAUUCAUUAUAAAUAAAAUGCUAUUGUACUGACAUUUUGUUAUGCACUGUAUAUGUAUGUUUCUAUCUGCACUGUCAUGUGAAAGUACGUACCAAUAAUUUUUUUUCAAGCAUAGAAUGUAUAUUCAUGUAAUAAUUGUAUAAAUCGGUCUUGUUUAUUUGUAUUUUCUACAUUGCCCUCACUCGUUUUUGUGCUGUAUUUGCUUUGAAUAUAAUUGCCGAACGCGCUUAGGAGCAAGAGCCUCUGUCAGGCCACAUGGCCUUGAGCUCUUGUUCCUUUUUCUGUAACAAAGAAAGAAAUAAACUUCAAAUUCAACUUUAA